AUGUCCAAGCAUCUUAGAAACCCUGUACUGAGAGAUAUCCCCACUUCUGCCAGCGAGUGGAAGUACGCCAUCUGCGGCAGACACAAGCACGAGAUAUACCCGAUCGGUGCCAGUAAGGCCAACGAUGACAACCACGACAAUGACAAUGACAACGACAAUGACAGCACUGAGCACAAGAAGGGCUUCCAGAAGUACUGGCCCAUUAUCACCACGGGUGCAGGGCUGUUCUCCGACGGGUACAUCAACAACUCCAUCAGUACGGUCUCCACAUGCCUAUCGCUGCUAUACGGGAAGGAAUACUCCGAGUCACACGCCAUCAGAAACAUCUCAUCAAUUGUCUUCGCCGGUACCGUGUGCGGUAUGCUGAUCUUCGGCUAUUUGGCAGACCACCACUCCCGUAAGUUCUCAAUGCUGCUCGGUACAUCCAUGCUGAUCCUGUUCACCAUCCUGUGCGCUGGUGCAUGGGGUAAAGGCACCACGAACACCCACGCCGGUGGCCUCUUCGCAGCGCUGACCGCUUACAGAUUCUUCCUGGGUAUCGCCAUCGGUAGUGAGUACUCCAGUAGCUCCCCCGCCGCCGCAGAGGCCUCGAACUUGCUGCCCCGCGGUAAGCGUAACAGAUACUUCAUCUGGUUCACCAACACUAUGAUCGACUUCGGCUUCGUCAUCGGAGCAUUCGUCCCUCUGGUGCUCCUGUGGAUCUGCGGCUCCCACCACUUGACCCCAGUCUGGAGAAUCACCAUCGGCCUAGGUGCCAUCCCGCCUUGCUCUCUGUUCGUGCUAAGACUGUUCUACAAAGAGGGCAAGAAGUUCCGCGAAACAAGGUUUAACAGAAAAGUGCCCGUCUGGAGAAUCAUCAAGUUCUACUGGUUCAGAGUGGCAAUCGUAUCCAUCAUCUGGUUCCUCUAUGACUUCUCCUCUUACGCUUUCGGUACCUACUCUUCCAUUAUCAUCGGCCUAGUGCUGCCAAAGGACGCACCUUUGUACAAGAACUUCGGCUGGAACGUCGUGUUUAACUUGUUCUAUAUGCCAGGCUCAAUCGUCGGUGCUUUGCUCUCUGACUACUUCGGCCCACGUCUAGUGAUCUCCGUGGGUCUAAUUGUCCAGGCAGCCAUCGGUUUCGCCCUCGCCGGCUCCCUAGACCACUUAAAGAGACAUAUCGUCGGCUUCGUGUUCAUGUACGGUGUCUUCAUCACACUCGGUGAACUGUCUGCCGGUAACAACAUGGGUGUCGUCGCUUCAAAGGUUAACGCCACACCAGUAAGAGCCACUCUAUAUGGUGUCGCCGCAAUGAUCGGUAAAGUAGGCGCCUUCGUUGGUACAUACGUUUUCCCAUCACUGAUCAAGAACCACGGCCUAAGCAGCCCUUACUACGUCUCUUCUGCCCUUUGCUGUUUCUCCGCUCUGCUAGCAUUCUUGUUCUUGCCUGACUUGGACCAGGACGCCAUGAAGAGGGAAGACGAUAAGUUCAUGGAAUACUUGGCAUCCACCGGCUAUGACUUGUCUACAAUGGGUAUUCAAACCGACGACGAGAGUGAAUUGUCCACUAUCUCCGUCAAGAACUCCGAAAUUAACGAGAAGGCCUUUGACAAAUAA
Nakaseomyces glabratus is the source of this 1596-nucleotide messenger RNA. It is a transcript of the gene GIT1, whose product is annotated as Git1p. Gene Ontology annotation, cellular component: membrane. Gene Ontology annotation, molecular function: transmembrane transporter activity. Lineage: Eukaryota; Fungi; Ascomycota; Saccharomycetes; Saccharomycetales; Saccharomycetaceae. The record is from RefSeq and is a predicted model, not a curated record. Gene Ontology annotation, biological process: transmembrane transport.